AUGGAACCAGAAGUACCAGGAGUUGGGAUUUAUGAAGUAGCUACUCGACUUAAUGAUAUUAGUCAGCUGGAUCAACGUGAUUACGAUUCUUGUAUACGCACUAUGGUACACACAGGCCUGGCCGCUUCUAUAAAUGGAGCCUCUGGCACAAGACAUACGUGCCUGCGGACUGCUCUUAAUCCACACUCAUACGCAUUCGACUCCGAUACAGGCAGGUUGAUCAUCGAACUUCGAGCUCUCACGCCAAGAGAAUUAAAUGACCUACAUGAGCCAAUACGACGUCCUUUCAAGCUCAACUUUCAACUUGUUUUGUAA
Messenger RNA from Protopolystoma xenopodis, 315 nucleotides. The record is from the annotation of a GenBank genome assembly. NCBI's taxonomy places the organism in Eukaryota, Metazoa, Platyhelminthes, Monogenea, Polystomatidea, Polystomatidae.